This is a messenger RNA of Sporothrix schenckii 1099-18, 1917 nucleotides long. RefSeq lists its product as uncharacterized. The coding region runs from base 1 to 1917 and encodes 638 amino acids. The transcript has a single exon. NCBI's taxonomy places the organism in Eukaryota, Fungi, Ascomycota, Sordariomycetes, Ophiostomatales, Ophiostomataceae. The record is from RefSeq and is a predicted model, not a curated record.
AUGGCGAGACAAAAGUGCCACAUGCGGUGGUGGCCAGCUGCAGUUUGGCUGCCACUGCUUCUCGCAGCAGCAGCUGGUCCUGCACGGGCAAAUGGGGGACUCGACAUAAAUACAAGCACUAGCAAAGCCCUGGUAGCACCAAGGAUACCAGGACCCAGUGAUGGCGGCAGUGACGGUGGCAGUGGCGACAACGUGGUCGAGCUCUUUCGCCGACUGGCAGCGCCGCUAGCCGCGGCUGCUGCCGAACCGAACAUCAUGGCCGCCGACGCCGACGAGCAGAUACAGCAGAUGCUGCAGGCGGCUGUAAAGAGGGACGAGAUGCGCAGAGCGCAGGGAGAAGCAGAAAGAGACCAUGCAGCACCCGCCAAUGCCGCACGCCAGCCGCGGCAAACACCACCACCGGCGCUGGCCCGCCGCCAGGACAACAGCGGUCAGAUCCAGGCUCUGAGUGCCCAGAUCCAGUCCAUCUCCCUCGUCGCGUCGUCCAUCAGCCAGGCCAGCCGCUCCGUCUCGCAGACGUCACAGCAGCUCGCCCAGCAAGUCACCCAGCUCUCGCAGUCCACCGACCGCCUCUCGCAAUCCAUCAACCAGCUGCAAAACUCGGUCCAGCAGGCCCAGCAGUCGGCCCAGUCUGCACAGGACGCGUCCCGGCAGGCCUCGCAGUCUGCCUCGCAGGCCGUCUCCAGUGCCAUUUCGAGCGCCGAGAGCAGCGCCAACGCCGCCAUCGCAUCCAACAUGGCCAGCCUUACCAGCAGCGCGUCGGCCAUCAUCGCUGCCGCCAGCGUCAGCGCGGCCAGCCUUGCCAAGGCGGCUGCGUCGCAGGUGCAGUCGGCGCAAGCGGACGCGACCAUUGCGCGCGCCGAUGCCGCCACGCAAGUGCAGCAAGCGCAAGGCACGGCCGUGUCGGUGACGCAGGCGGCCUUGGCCAUUGUCGGCGCCUUUGUCGGCUCAUCGCUGUUGACCAUUCUCGCCUUCUACCUCGUCUUGCGCUACAAGUCGAACCGGAAACGCCGCCGGACGCGCCUCAUUGCCACACGCGGUGAAAUUGGGUACCCCAAACAGCAGGGAGGCGACGGUGAUGGCGACGGCGGCAACCGGGGCACCUAUGGCUACCCAAUCGAUCUCAAAGACCCACCGCGGCCGUCUAUGACGGGCGCCAACGCAGAGGGCGACGGCUUCGACGAGAAGCGUCCUGAAGCAGCGUACAUACGAGGCAUGUUGGGCGGAAGCGCUGGUACGACCAACAAACCUGGCGCAGGUGCAGGUGCAGGUGCAACUGCUGGUGCUGAUGUCGGUGCUGGCUUUGGUUUUGGCGCCUUUGGAUCGGGCAGUGGCAGCAGUAUCAGCAUGGCCGGCGGCCUACCGCAAGGGCCAUUCGGACGGAAAGGCAGCGGUGGAGCAAACAACAACGGCAACAACAACAGCAUCAAUGGACGCUCGUCCUUCUCCCUCUUCCCAAAGACACCAACGGGCGAAACGGGGCCGGCCAACAACGCUGUGCCAGCGUCUCAACAAGAGCAGCCGCAGCAGCCGGUGGUCUCCCCGUCCAUCUACGCCACGGGCACCUCGACCAUGACCAACACACUAAACCGCUCCAACACCACCACAAACAACCCGACGCGCGCACAGCCGAGCCUACAGCAAUGGCUGCGGGAAGGCACCGUCAGUCCCUUUGCCACGCUGAAGCGGGACAGCCGAGAGGUGCGUGCUGCCGGCAACGGUAGCAGCGGCAGCACUGGCAACAAUGCUGCCGCCGGUCCAAUCGGCCUGGCCAGCACGGCGGGCGGUCCCCUCGAGCGGAAGCAGCAGCAGCUACGUGCUAUGAUGAAGCGGUCAAUGGGUGUCGGCGGUGUCAAUGCUGGCGGCGGCGGACGUGUGAUGCGGCCGGGCGGUUCGCUGCCUCUGCGAGACAACUGA